Jaculus jaculus (lesser Egyptian jerboa) is the source of this 942-nucleotide messenger RNA. Its product is annotated as olfactory receptor 4F3/4F16/4F29-like. The record is from RefSeq and is a predicted model, not a curated record. NCBI's taxonomy places the organism in Eukaryota, Metazoa, Chordata, Mammalia, Rodentia, Dipodidae. Gene Ontology annotation, cellular component: membrane. Gene Ontology annotation, molecular function: G protein-coupled receptor activity; olfactory receptor activity. The transcript has a single exon. Gene Ontology annotation, biological process: G protein-coupled receptor signaling pathway. The coding region runs from base 4 to 942 and encodes 312 amino acids.
CCAAUGGAAGGAGGGAAUCACUCUGUGGUGACAGAGUUUGUGUUCCUGGGAGCCACCAACUCCUGGAAUAUCCAACUGCUCCUCUUUGUCUUCUCCUCCAUGUUUUAUGUGGCAAGCAUGGCAGGAAACUCCCUCAUCGUGUUCACGGUGGCUUCUGACCCUCACCUGCACUCUCCCAUGUACUUUCUAUUAGCCAACCUCUCCUUCAUUGACUUAGGUGUUUCUUCUGUCACUUGUCCAAAGAUGAUUUAUGACCUGUUCAGAAGGCACAAAGUCAUCUCAUUUACAUGUUGUAUCACUCAAAUGUUCUUCAUCCAUGUCAUUGGUGGUGUGGAGGUAGUGCUGCUCAUAGCCAUGGCCUAUGACAGGUAUGUGGCCAUCUGUAAGCCUCUCCAUUACCUGACCAUCAUGAGCCCAAGAAUGUGCAUCUUCUUUUUAGUGGUUGCCUGGGUGGUUGGCCUUAUGCAUUCUGGAGUUCAACUGGCCUUUGUGGUAAAUUUACCUUUCUGUGGCCCAAAUGUGUUAGACAGCUUUUACUGUGACCUACCAAGGUUUAUCAAACUUGCCUGCAUAGAUACCAACCAACUGCAAUUAAUGGUCUCAGCCAACAGUGGAUUCAUCUCUGUGGGCUCCUUCGUCAUCCUGAUCAUCUCCUAUGUUGUCAUAGUAGUCACUGUUCAGAAACACUCAUCAGGUAGUUCUUCCAAAGCUCUGUCUACACUGUCAGCUCAUAUUACUGUGGUAGUCCUGUUUUUUGGUCCUUUGAUAUUUGUCUAUACCUGUCCAUCUCCCUCCAUACACCUGGAUAAAUUUCUGGCCCUAUUUGAUGCAGUCCACACUCCUUUUCUGAAUCCUGUGAUCUACACUUUCAGGAACCAAGAGAUGAAAGUGGCAAUGAGAAGAGUGUGCAGACAGCUACUGAGAUACAAGACUAUAUCUUAA